GUCAUUUAUAUCGUUGAUGUUAUUGAAUUCCAAAAACGUAGAUUUCCACAUAUCCAUGUUGUAGUGUAUAUACAUCCAGAGCUUCCUAUGAAUCAAAUAGAUAAAAUUAUAUUAGCAGAACUACUGAAUAAUAAUUUAAGAUUAAAAGAAUUGGUUGAAAAAUAUAUGAUACAUAAAUCUCAAUAUUCAUCUUGA
Molecule: messenger RNA, 195 nt
Organism: Scutellospora calospora
Lineage: Eukaryota; Fungi; Glomeromycota; Glomeromycetes; Diversisporales; Gigasporaceae
Source: the annotation of a GenBank genome assembly